Molecule: messenger RNA, 687 nt
Organism: Onthophagus taurus
Lineage: Eukaryota; Metazoa; Arthropoda; Insecta; Coleoptera; Scarabaeidae
Source: RefSeq, a predicted model, not a curated record
AUGUCGUUUAAACAUGCAACUUUAAGCAGCCAAUUUUUAUCAAAUAAUCGAUCUUUCAAUUCGAAAUUAUGUUCUAAAAAAGCACAUACUUCGUCUUUUAGUUUAAACAAAACGGAAUUGAUCAAGAAAGGUUAUAAUGUAAUCUCGGUGGAUUAUGAAAAUGUGGCUAAAUUUCCUUGCUAUCUUCAAGCAGUAGAAAAUUCUAAAACCAUUGCAAGAUGUUUAGCUGAUUUUAUCGAAACAUUAUCAACAAUAAAAAUUAAAAAUAAAAGUUUCUCUGUUGAAGAUAUUCAUUUAAUCGGUUUUAGUUUGGGUGGGCAAAUCGCUGGAAAAACUGGAGCUUACUUAAAAGCAUCCGGAAAAAUGCUUUCAAGAAUUACAGGAUUAGACGUUGCGGGUCCUUUAUUUUACGGCCCAACAACCUAUUUAAAUAAAAAUUGUGCUAAAUUCGUCGAUUGUAUCCACACUUGUUCAGGUAGAUUGGGAAAAUUAUUUCCAAUCGGACACGUUGAUUUCUACGUUAAUAGUUUAAUUCAUCAAAAUGGUUGUGAUUUUUGGAAUUUUUCUUGUGAUCAUGGUCGAGCUCCCGAAUUAUACGCAGAAUCAAUUGAUAGCGAAGUUGGGUUUUAUGGUGUGAAUUUCUCUGGAGAUUUUGAAUUAAUAGGACAUAAUACAUCAACUAAGUAA